Molecule: messenger RNA, 2009 nt
Organism: Camellia sinensis
Lineage: Eukaryota; Viridiplantae; Streptophyta; Magnoliopsida; Ericales; Theaceae
Gene: AAP4
Product: amino acid permease 4
Source: RefSeq, a predicted model, not a curated record
UGUCUAUCUUCAUCUUUGCCUUAUCACUUCAUCUAUGAUCUAUCUGUCUCCCACAUAUUCCCUCUCCAACAGUUUUGUUCCUCUCUCUCUUUCCUCUGUUUUUUUUUAUUUGUUCCAUUUGGAUCUCUUCAUGUGGAUCUCUCUUUCGAGGCAGAUCAGUCCGGCGAAGAGUCACUAUCUUUUGCAGAUUAGUCCGACCAAGAUCAUCAUGAAGUUAGGCAGAUCAGUCCGGCGAAGAUCAACUCCCUCCUUCUCUCUCUCAAGCCGUAUAAUCCACCAGUGAUCUCUGCUUUCUCUUUCGAUCCUCUUUGAAACCCUCACUCAAAGGAUGAGUGAGACAGAGAAUGCUGCCACAAAGAACCACCAAUCCCUUGACAUCUCCUUUGAUAUCCUUCCACUCAGCAACUCCUCCAAAUGCUUCGACGACGACGGCCGCCCCAAACGAACCGGGACUGUUUGGACCGCCAGCGCUCACAUUAUAACGGCCGUGAUUGGAUCUGGGGUUCUUUCCCUGUUCACCCUAGCCUGGGCCAUAGCUCAGCUGGGAUGGAUAGCUGGUCCGACCGUUAUGUUAUUGUUCUCAUUUGUAAGUUACUACACCGCGGUUCUCCUCGCUGACUGUCACCGGUCCGGCGACCCUAUAACUGGACGCAGAAACUAUACUUACAUGGAAGUCGUACAAUCCAAUCUCGGUGGGUUUCAGGUCAAAAUGUGUGGCCUAAUUCAGUAUUUGAAUCUGUUUGGAACUGCAGUUGGGUACACUAUUGCAGCAUCUAUAAGCAUGAUGGCGAUCAAACGAUCAAAUUGCUUCCACGCCAGUGGCGGGAAGAACCCGUGUCAAAUAUCAAGCAACCCAUACAUGAUCUUGUUUGGCACCACAGAAAUUAUAUUUUCUCAGAUUCCAGAUUUUGAUCAGAUAUGGUGGCUCUCAAUUGUGGCCGCUGUCAUGUCUUUUACCUAUUCUUCAAUAGGCCUCGGCCUUGGAAUUGUCAAAGUUGCUGAAAAUGGAACAAUUAAGGGUAGUGUUACUGGUAUAAGCAUUGGAAGUGUAACUCAAGCCCAAAAGAUAUGGGGAAGCUUCCAAGCUCUCGGAAACAUAGCUUUUGCCUACUCAUAUUCAAUGAUCCUCAUCGAAAUUCAGGACACAAUUAAAUCACCACCAUCAGAAUCAAAGACGAUGAAAAAGGCGGCAUUGCUAAGCAUUGCUGUGACAACAGCCUUCUAUAUGCUCUGUGGCUGCAUGGGCUAUGCAGCAUUCGGGGACGUUGCACCCGGUAAUCUCCUCACCGGUUUCGGCUUCUUCAACCCUUAUUGGCUCCUUGACAUUGCCAAUGCCGCCAUAGUCAUCCACCUUGUCGGGGCCUACCAAGUCUACUGCCAACCACUUUUCGCAUUUGUAGAAAAAUGGGCAGCCCAUAAAUGGCCUCAAAGCAAAUUCAUCAGCAAGGAAAUCAAAAUUCCUAUCCCGGGUCUUGGCCACUAUAACUUAAACCUCUUUCGAUUGGUAUGGAGGACGAUUUUCGUGAUAAUUAGUACUGUUUUGUCAAUGGUUUUGCCUUUUUUCAACGACAUUGUGGGACUUCUGGGGGCGAUUGGUUUUUGGCCUUUAACAGUGUAUUUUCCGGUGGAAAUGUAUAUCGCACAGAAGAAGUUGCCGCGGUGGAGUACCAAAUGGGUAUGCCUCCAAAUGCUUAGCAUUGCUUGUCUUAUAAUCUCAGUCAUGGCUGCUGUCGGUUCUAUUGCUGGUGUUGUGCUUGAUCUCAAAGUUUAUAAGCCAUUCCAAACUAGUUUCUAAAUCACCAUUGUUUUUUUUUUGUUUUUCUAAUCAAUGGUAGAGGAAUUAAGGGACUAGCUCAAGUUGAAUGUUCAUAGCUACGUGGUGGUGUUGGUGAUGUUCAUUUGUAAUUUCACUAUGGUUUCCUUAACAGUUUCUUGUUUUGAAAUUAGUAUUUCAAGGAGAGGCAAAACCUUUGUCAAGUAAUUAAAUUAUUGGGUUAGUUGGUACAUCA